This is a messenger RNA of Didymosphaeria variabile, 1266 nucleotides long. RefSeq lists its product as uncharacterized. The record is from RefSeq and is a predicted model, not a curated record. The transcript is spliced from 2 exons. Lineage: Eukaryota; Fungi; Ascomycota; Dothideomycetes; Pleosporales; Didymosphaeriaceae. Bases 1 to 1266 code for a protein of 421 amino acids. Gene Ontology annotation, cellular component: cytoplasm; mitochondrion. Gene Ontology annotation, molecular function: lipoyltransferase activity. Gene Ontology annotation, biological process: protein lipoylation.
AUGGCUCCGUCUCGAGGGCUAGGAUGCCGACUGCUUCGAUCCAUCUUCGUUAACACGGCCUUACACUCGAGAGACAUGUCCAUCCGCCACCGCGCCUACAUUUCGUUCGCUGAGCAGCUUGCGAAUCCCGCAAACCGAGUGCAGAGCUACAUUUCUCGCAGUAGAGACCCCUUCGUCAAUCUCUCUAUCGAGGACUACAUUCUGCGCACCUCGCCGCCCGACUCUACCGUGCUUUUCCUCUACACAAAUCGGCCUUGCGUCGUCAUCGGCAGAAAUCAGAAUCCAUGGUCGGAGGUCAAUCUGGGCAUAUUGAAAGCAGCAACAUCGCCAGGCAGGACAGCCAAGAACACGGAGCCGCCUGCUAUUGGUGAUGUAGAUCUUGUGCGGAGGCGCUCUGGUGGCGGCGCUGUCUUCCACGACGAGGGCAACCUCAAUUGGAGCAUUACGUGUCCGCGCACCGUUUUCACAAGGGACAAGCACGCUGAGAUGGUCGUUCGUGCGCUCCGCGAGGUCGGUGUAGAGCGCGCCCGAGUCAAUGAGCGGCAUGACAUCGUGCUGGACCAGGGCCAUAAGAGACACGCAGCCGAUCCUCAGGAUACCCAUCAGACGGCAUACACCAUCGAUGAAGAAGGCCCUAGGCCGUUGAAAGUGUCUGGCUCUGCGUACAAGCUGACUCGGGCAAGAGCUUUACACCAUGCGACAUUGCUCCUUGCAUCUCCCAAUUUACACAUCAUCCCGCAAUAUCUACAUUCGCCCGCGAAGAGUUCCAUCCAGGCGAAAGGGGUUGAAAGCGUCAGCUCGCCGGUCAGUAACAUCGGCUUAGAUGUUGAGAUGUUCCAGACGCGGCUUCAGCAAGAAUUUUCGGUCAUGUACCGUCAUCAAGGAAAAUCGCCCAUUAUCGAAGUUUUAGGUGAAGAACACUUGAAGAUCCCAGAGAUCAAGAAGGGCUACGACGAGCUGAAGACACAUGAUUGGAUGUGGUCGCAAACACCACAGUUCACCCUCCUUCUUGAGGGCCCAGCUCGCACCGAGAUCGAAGUCGACGUACGCCACGGCAUAAUACAGGCCAUAGAAACAAAGGGCGACCGUGUUCCAGCCAAGAUGCUUGAGGAACUUCGGAUGGCUCUAAUUGGCCAGAAGUUGCGGCACAUUGGGGAUUGGACUCAAUUUCUGCAAAGUCGCAUCGAGCCGUGGCAUAGCGAUUAUGGCGUCAUCGCAGACCGCUUGGAGACUCUCCUUCCCGUGCCACAGCUUGGUGGCCCUUGA